Messenger RNA from Geodia barretti, 2791 nucleotides. The record is from the annotation of a GenBank genome assembly. Lineage: Eukaryota; Metazoa; Porifera; Demospongiae; Tetractinellida; Geodiidae.
CUAUCGUUGGUAACAUGACAGUCCACAAGGAUUCCGACAUUGUUGUAAGCAUUCCUCAGUUUACCCUCACUUGCAUCUCCACUGGUGGACCUGCUACCACUGUCACUUGGACCAGAGACUCUUCCACUGUCACUGAAGGAGUUGAGAGUGUGUUGAAUGACCCAGGGACUGCAAAGUACACACACACUCUCACAGUGAAAGCGAGAUUGGGUGGACUUUAUAAGUGCACUGUAGCGAACAAUAAACCAUCAGUAGCAGCUACUGAGAAACAAGUUCAAGUUGUUAGCAAUAUCUCCCUCAUCUCAUCCCCGGAAUCAUCGAUCCUGGUUGGAAACACAGUCACCCUCACAUGCUCUGUCAUUCUUGCUCCUGGAUCAUAUGAUGACCCAGAAUUUUCAUGGCAAGGACCUGGACUUGGUGUAGCAUCCCCUAGUGGAGGGGCAUUCUCUAGUGUACUCACACUGAGUCAUAUCACCACUUCUGAAGCUGGAGAGUAUACCUGUACUGCAUCUCUCGAUCUAAGCAUCUCUGUUUCAACAUGUGUCACCGUGCAAAUUCCAGCUCCAGUUCCACACAUCACUCCCAAUGUUAGUGGAGUACUGUAUGCUGGAAUAGCCCUCACCCUGACAUGCAGUUACUCUGGUCUGUCUGGCAUUGCUGACACUGAUAUUCAGAUUAAUGUCACAUGGCGUAUGAAUGGAUCGGAUGUGACUAUGUACCCUUCAUACAACACUGACAAAUUCAUUCUCACACUUUCUCCAUUGAAAACCUCACACAGUGGAAGAUAUGCUUGUUUGCUAAUGAUUACCACCCUACGGAACCAUGUUCAUGUACAAGAGCCAGUAUACAUUGCUGAGCAAGAAAUACUUGUUAAAAUUCCUAAACCAAGUAUUACUUUCACCAUGACUCAUGGUCCUCCUAUCUAUGCUGGUACUAGUGUCACAUUCACAUGCAUGGUAACACUGGAUUCUACUGUUGACAACAAUGAAAGUAUCAGCAUUGAGUUCAGUGGUUUUAAUAACCUCCCUGAAAACCGGCUUUAUUUCAAUCCUGUGACCUCUUUACCCAUGAGUAAAUUUGUGCGCAAUGUUACAAUUAAUUCAGUAGCCGACAAAGACUCUGGUGUUUACACAUGUAUUGGGACUGUAAAUGGGGAUUCCACAGCGAGUUCCAGUAAAAAUGUUUCUCUCUUAGUGACAAGUCUUCCUGCUCCGAAUAUAUCUUUAUCUUCAUCCAAUCAUUCUGUAGUUAUAGGAGAGCCUUACUCUCUUAUUUGCUCUGUGAGUGUGGUGCCAGGUUUUAUUGGAGAAACUAGCAUUGAGUGGACAAGGCAAGAUGGUAAAGUGGUGAAUGCUACCAUCGGUAACGAACUUCGCCUGUUCUUCAAUCCUCUGAAUGUAUCAAACAGCAGUGUUUAUUCCUGUAAAGGAAGUCUUGCCUUUAAUGGUGUUGUAGCUGUGGCUGCAGAGGUUUCCAAUGAAAUCUUGCUGGCAGGUAAAUGUAUAUACACAUGCAGUAAACAUUACUGGGAGUGAACCUGAGUCUCAUGAGAAUAGUCUGUAGUUAAAACCACUUUCAAUGUGUGCAUUUUUAAAUGAUAAUGUUUUUCAACUUGAAUGUAGCUGUGGACCCUUUAACAAUGCUGUUUGUGCAAACAGACUCCAACAGUAGAUAUUCUCUGUUUUAUAGCCCCAUCUGGAGCUCCACAGGUCUUCAAGGCUGCAGCUGGACAGAGAGAAGUUGUGUUUUCGUGGUCUUCUCCACCACUGGCCGAACUGAAUGGAGUGAUCACAAAUUACACUCUGUUCUGUAAACCUGUCCCCACCACUUCACCCUUGCCUGCUUCUCUUUCAAAUCCACUCAGGGUGGCAGGGUUCACCCCAAACACAACCUACCUCUGUUCUGUGACGGCUAACAAUGGGUUGGGAUCUGGACCACCUUCUAACACCACCUUCACAACUCAGCAAGACUAUUUGUACUUCCAAGUGCGUCUGAAUGGGAAAGUUUUAUGCUCACAGUUUAUAGUUACUUCGACAAGUGAUAAGUUGAAAGACAUUUCAAUGCAGUUGGUACGAUAUUUGAUGGAAUCAUGUGUAGAGUGUGAUAAGGAAAUCAUCCAUCAACCUUUUUUUGUCUGUUACUCCGAAUCUCCUACAUAUGUAACAUAUCGUGCUACACUGAAGGGGACUGCUAAAAUGGACAGUGAGUCUUUGCUAUCCCUGCUGAGGGUGUGGGUGAGUAAGCGAGAAUCAAUUAUUGUGUCUGGAAUACUAAUGGCAGUAGACCCUGAAUGUUUGGUGGCUAUUCAUUCUCUUAGUGAGGAAGAGUGCUUCAUGCUCAGUCCAACACCUCAGGUGACAAGCACCACCACUGCACACACAACCACAGGGGUUUCCAACAUUCCUAUUAUUGUUACUGGGGUUUUGCUACCAGUGAUAGUCAUCAUACUUCUUACCGUUGCCACUUCUAUACCUGUCAUAGUCUGCCUAAACAGAAAUCGUCAGGACAUUUCGCACACAGUAACAUCUCCAGUGGAGAAGGAAAGGAGUGGAUCUGUCUCAACAAAUGAUAAUACGGCCUACAAUUCAAUGAUUUCAAUGUGUGAGGGAGAUGGUCACGAGUAUGAAGUUGUUGGCAAGGCUCUCUCUUGUCCAACAUCUGUCAAUGAGAAUGCUCUCCAACUCUAUGAUAUUCCAGCACCUACUAUUCGUUCUGACCAAUAGAACAGUUGAUGUGAACGGUUCGAAUUUUUUAUUAUAGAGAGACAGGAUUGCAAGUAGUUUGAUGCCGA